Messenger RNA from Seriola dumerili (greater amberjack), 1389 nucleotides. It is a transcript of the gene tmem178bb, whose product is annotated as transmembrane protein 178B. Gene Ontology annotation, cellular component: membrane. NCBI's taxonomy places the organism in Eukaryota, Metazoa, Chordata, Actinopteri, Carangiformes, Carangidae. The coding region runs from base 414 to 1298 and encodes 294 amino acids. The record is from RefSeq and is a predicted model, not a curated record. The transcript is spliced from 5 exons.
UGAGUCUGCUGACUGAUCCCUCACUCUCCUGCUGCUGAUGGACUGCGGUCUGCGCGGGUUCGGUUCCGACUCUUCAGACAGAUGGAUGCUGAGGAUCCUCGGCUGAGAUGAGAUAAGCCCCCUCUCCCUCUCUCUCUCUCUCUCUCUCUCUCCAUCUCCGCCGAGCUGCUGCAGCGCCGCGCACACAAGAAGGACGUGGGCACGUUAUAGUGGAAAACACCGGAAUACAGGGGAUUUGGUAUUUCAUUUGAGCUGUGAGCUGUGCCACUGCGAGCUGUGAAAGGUUCCCCUUCUAUUUUGCACUAAUGGUCCCGAUGCUGCUCUCCAGAGGUGAUGUGAGCUGAGCUACAGUGGGGAAGCCGCAGAGGAGCUGUCCGUCUGUUGAGGUGCAGAUGCGGCUGUGACAAGCGAGCAUGGCUGCCGGGAAGUUACUGCUCUACGCCGGGCUCUCUCUUUCUCUUUGCGCCCUGGGCAUGCUGGCCGUGGCGAUGUGCUCUGACCACUGGUACGAGACCGACGCCAGGAGGUACAGGGAGCGGUGCCGAAGUUUUUCCAGCCGCCGCAAGGACCCGGGCUUCAUCUACAUCCCCAACAACAGCCUGCCGCUGCGGGCCAGCCGGAGCAGCCUGCCCCGCUGGGAGGAGAAGCUGCUGCUGGCCCGGAAUCGGCGGCAGCUGUUUGCCAUGAGCGCCGCGGAUGAGUGCAGCAGGCAGUACAACUCGACCAACAUGGGGCUGUGGAGGAAAUGUCACCGGCUGGGCUUCGAUCAAGAAAUCGAAGAUCUCAUCCGGAAAGGUUCCAUUGCGAGAUGCUCCUACAUCAAAUAUCACUACUCCUCAGCUACGAUACCCAAAAAUCUCUCAUACAACAUCACCAAGACAAUAAGGCAGGACGAGUGGCACUCCCUCCACUUGCGGCGGAUGACGGCAGGCUUCAUGGGCAUGGCGGUGGCCAUCAUCCUUUUCGGCUGGAUUAUCGGCGUGCUCGGCUGCUGCUGGGACCGAGGCCUCAUGCAGUAUGUGGCUGGUCUCCUCUUCCUCAUGGGAGGAACCUUCUGCAUCAUUUCCCUCUGUACCUGCGUUGCUGGCAUCAACUUCGAGCUCUCCCGCUACCCACGGUAUCUGUACGGCCUGCCUGACGACAUCGGCCAUGGCUAUGGCUGGUCCAUGUUCUGCGCCUGGGGAGGCCUCGGCCUCACCCUCAUCGCCGGCUUCUUCUGCACCCUGGCCCCCUCCGUGCAGCCGAUACCCCGAUCUACCUGCCCCAAGUCCCGACAGGAGAACGGCACCGUCUGCUAAAGCCGUGCAGCCGCGAGAAGCCCGACCGAAGCCGCAGAAGAAAGAAAGAAAACAGAAAAAAACUGUUCCAUGUGUUCAUCCAUCCACUCAU